This is a messenger RNA of Mercenaria mercenaria, 4304 nucleotides long. RefSeq names its product glycine receptor subunit alpha-2-like. Gene Ontology annotation, molecular function: extracellular ligand-gated monoatomic ion channel activity; neurotransmitter receptor activity; transmembrane signaling receptor activity. The transcript has 12 exons. Gene Ontology annotation, biological process: signal transduction; regulation of membrane potential; chemical synaptic transmission. The record is from RefSeq and is a predicted model, not a curated record. The coding region runs from base 285 to 1715 and encodes 476 amino acids. Gene Ontology annotation, cellular component: membrane; synapse; neuron projection. Lineage: Eukaryota; Metazoa; Mollusca; Bivalvia; Venerida; Veneridae.
UCUCUCUGCAGCAUAAAUCCCUUACUGUCUCGAACACAUUAUUGCAUUUAUGUGGAUAAAUAUAUAUUAAUUUGUAAUUUAUAUGAACAUAUAUACACAAUUUAUUUUCUAUGUAUUAAUUUGGUGUUAUUUCAACCUUAAUUAAGCAAGAAAGCCGUUUCCUUUAGCUUUUUGGAAUUUGUCACAAAUACAUAGUCGAUGGCAAAUAUCCUUUCAGCAUUAUGAUAGGCUGAACAAUGGCUUUUAUAUGAUUCACUUAUGGAAUAUGACUACUGCCUAGCAGAAUGGUGAAAGAAAUGUUGUGCUUUCUGACCUUGUUUUCUCUUGAAAUUCUGCAACCUAUAAACGCGCAGAAUCUAACAGAAGAAAUGAACAUGUCAACAUUGUUAUACAAGUUAUUUGAUGGAUACGACAAGAAACUGUCACCAAAGUAUAAAAGAGGAAGCAACGAUCAAGUGGUUGAAGUGACUGCCAAUAUAUUUAUCAUUUCAAUGUUCUCCAUCAGUGAGAUAGACAUGAUAAAGAAAUCAAAUAAAGACGAUGUUGAAAGUAUAUCUGUUAAUUCCUUCAUCGGGGUAUCGAAUCCAAAACAUCAUAGCCGACGCAACGGAAAACAUAACACAAAACAAAAUGGCUGCAAAAUAAUUAACAGGGAUUACUCACUGAGCAUGUUCCUCCGGGAGCGAUGGAAAGAUGAACGUUUGGUUUAUGACGAUGUCCUCAAUCUUACGAGACUUGAACUCGACGCCUCUCUCUUUGAUUCCAUCUGGGUUCCAGAUUUUUUUAUCAUAACUGAAAAGUUUUCAGACUUUCACGAGGUGACUGUGCCAAAUAAGAUGGUGCAUAUCUAUCCAGACGGUACCGUGCAGUAUAGUGCUAGGGUGACCGGAUCGUUCUUUUGUGUCAUGGACCUUAGACGAUACCCAUUUGAUACUCAGCACUGCAAAAUGGAGUUUGAAAGUUAUGGGCAGACGACCAAACAUCUGAAGUUCAAAUGGAGUGACGUGCCCCUCACAAUGGGAAAAGACAUUAAGUUUCCGCAGUUCGAUCUGAUAUCAACACAGACAUAUAACUGCGACAAGGACUACUUCGGAAGUAUGUCUAAACUUGCCUUUCCUUGCAUUGGUUUGAAAUUUAUAUUGGAGAGGAACUACGCUUACCACAUCAUUCAGAUCUACGUCCCUAGUAUCCUCAUUGUUAUCUUGUCUUGGGUCAAUUUCUGGUUGGACUGUACUUCUGUACCUGGUCGUGUCUCGUUGGCUUUGUUGACCGUUCUAACAAUGACAACGCAGAGUGCUGGUGCUCGCUCAAAUCUUCCAAGGGUAUCAUAUAUCAAGGCUAUAGAUGUUUGGAUGGCAGCUUGUCUGACAUUCGUCUUCCUUGGUUUGUUGGAAUUUGCAUAUGUAAAUGUUCAAAGUAGAGUUCUUAAUCGCAGAAAGUCCGUAAUACAAUUUAUGGUACAUCAAUCAAGCCGGUCAUCUUCGCUUCCGAAUGGUCAAGGCAGCAAUGGGGACAUUGGUGGAUAUAAUGAGUCAAAUUCGGACUCCGAUGUUACCAAAUGCAGUCCUUGCUUCAAGCAUUUAAAAGGGCUCGAAAGGGCACGUGCAAUAGAUAAAAUAUCACGCGUGGUGUUUCCGGUAACAUUUAUCAUUUUUAAUAUUAUAUAUUGGAUUUACUACUUUAGCUGGAUUCCUGAAGCGGAUAGUGACUUGUAGCACAACAUUGAUGCUCAAUAAUGAAAGAAUGAAUAAGCUUUUAGAGUGAUCUCCGUCUGAAGUCUGUGUGAUUUCAUGACGUCACGUAAUUUAUUUCGUCGACUAUGACGUCAUGAUUACAUCUCGUAUGCAGAAAACUACAUGUGUACUUUUGGUUAACGACCUUAUAUGUUAUGUAAUAUUGUGCAUGGAUUUUAUGACCAGCUGGUGAUUAAAGAUUAAAUAUAAUAAUUUAAAAAAAAACGUAACAAGACAUAAGUUAAAUGUUUAAUCAAGUUCAGUUUUAUCGAGGAAUGGAACGAGCUGCGGUAUUUUCACUUUUAUAUUCCAUACCAGCAUAAACACAGAAUGUGUGCAUUUUUAAUGGACUUUAACUUUGGAAAGAAUAAGUUAACAGUGUGACGUUUUGCUGACCCGAUAGAUGCCGUUUUAAACGAGUAAUUCCUUUAACUAAUUUAAGAAAACAACAUUAUUAUUUAAUCAAAAUUUUAUAUAUAUGAAAUUAAUAGCGCUUUUUGGUUGCGGGUUUAUCCCGCUACCAAAGUUAAGUGUAUUUCUGACAAUCAUGUAGCAAUCUUGUAGCAUCUUUAUUUGAUUCCAAAUCACAUCCAAAGGAAUUUGUCAUGUGCUACACAAAGUAGUCCCAUUCAUGAACAAUGCGGAUGAAUUAUCAAUGAUCAAGCAGUUUUUAUUCAUGCUCUAUCCAUUUACACUCAGUCUGGCCAUUUAGAUUAUAUAAGAUCUGUCAAUGAUUAGGUAUUCCAGCCCAUGGUUACAGCACUGACUUCCAGCUGUUCAUGUAAGGUCAGGCAGAGUUUAUCUUAGAUAUGAGGCCCAUUAGUAUUUGUUUCUUAUACAUGUUUAUUUAUAGAAUCUAGAUUGGCAUUUAAAAUGAAAAUAACUCUAGCAAAACCCGCAACCACCAGACAUCUCAAGGCUUUGAUUUAAUAAAUGUCGUUUUGGUAUCAAAUACAUAAAAUGUCCAUAAACGUAUGUGUACGGCCUUCCAUGCUCUUCAAGCAGUCCUAUUUAAUAAUACUCUGAUGGAAACUAGUUUUACGCACUUAAUUUCAUAAACUAUUUGCUAUCUCCCAAACAGACAUAGAUCACAAGUGGUUUAAAUUAUUAAUUAAAUUAUUUCAAUGUACUACGGGUCAAAAAUAACAAUGAUUACAACUGAAAGCACGUCUUGUUAUAUUUAAUACUCUGUUACAUUGGCAGUAUUCUAUUUUGUUGCAGCAUUUCAAAGCAGGGUAUGCUGGUACAUCUAAAUUUUCACCUAAUAAGGAGUCAGAAACACCGUACAUUUAAUGUAAUAAAAGCAUUCGUAUUUACAAAUGUAAAUCUAAAUAAAUACAACACAAUUAUAUAACAAAUAUGACUGUAAAGUGAUCUUUGGCUAGAAGGAAUAUGUCCACCUGUGAUUCACAAACUGAACACUCACUGCUAGUUGUGACCACGUUACAUAAAUGAAUACGACUACAAAUAAAUCACGUGCUUAAUGCCAAACAGUUAAUGCUUAUUCAGUUAAAGGCUAAAUAUAACAGCUAAUGAAUCAAGUGGUUAAUGCCAUUUGCUGGCGACAAAUAAAUUGAAUGAGUACGUUGCUAAUAAAUCUUGUGAUUAAUGAUGCAACACUUGCAAUAUAAAAAUGGCUGCUCGUACAUCAGGAGAUUGGUGCCUAUUUCUAUAUGAUGCAACAUACGAAUGAACGUUUCUACACGGCGCUUUUGUUUCUGGCGAAUGAAGCAGCACACUCUGGAUGAGCAUGGAUACCGGCCAUUGAAUCGCGUAGUUAAUGUCCAUGGUCAAUUAUAACAAUGCUCAAUCAUGUACUGCCUAUGGCCUCAUACCUAAUUACGGAAGACUUAAUGAACACUUAAUUUCCUGAUUGAGCGCGCUACUACUAAAAGAAGCGAAAACAACUAAUAAUGAAUCACGUGCAGAAAGAGCAUAAAUACUGAUAAAUCACAUGAUUAAUGCCUAUGGCAUAACACUUGCCGAUAAGCACAAUUGUUGGUGAAUCUAGAGAUAAAGGGGCUAUGACUGAGUAUGGCUGCACAUGAAUCACAUGAUUAUUGAUCUACGGCUAUAAAGAAAUCAGAUUAACAUUCUAAGAAUUAAUGCCUAUGAGAUAUGACUAGUGAGGACAUCGUCCUGUUGAUGCUCAAUCACAUGUUAAUGUUUUUAGUUUAUUAAAUAUAGUAUCAUGUUAACUUUAUAUAAAUUCUAAACUACAUUAUAUACUGAAUAAAUAUGGCACUGAAGAAUGUCAACUGUUCAAUCACUGUCCAUUUUUUUUUACAUCCUUUUUGGCAGCACAUGAUAAAUUGCCACUGGUACUUGUAUCACAGAUAAAAACCUAUUUGUUUUCUCAAGGCUUCAAAUAGCAAAAUAAUAAUGAAUGUAUGUGUCAUACACGUUAACUUUUCAUUCAAACACUUGUCACCAAAAUUUUAUAAAAGGCAAUAAUCUCUCGGCUGCUAGCAUUUAAGAAUUCUUUUAAAUUAUUUUCAGUCCAAGAUUAAGCCAAUGAUCUUAAACCAUCUUCAGGAAAGCGGCAAGAAUGAGACAAUGAGCAUUAAAUAA